CCUUCAUCGCAUACUUUUCUUCUCAAACUCGAACUCUCCUAAAACAAGGAAAAACUCGACGAAAUCCGAUAUCUCAAGACUCUCUCUCUCUCUCUCUCUCUAUCGGGUAACAAUGAAGUACCCUCUUCUUCUCAAAUUCCUCUCUCUCCCUCUCCUCUUCCUCUUCAUCUUCACUCUCUCUAACUUCCCUCUCAAAACCCCCUUUCGCCCCUCGGACCUCCUCCCUCUUUUGCCGAGAGAAGUCUCAUGGCCGAUCCUCAGAAGCCUCAACAGCGCCGUCGAUCUUUUACCUACCUUUGUCGGCGCUGCGUCGUCCCCUAACUCGAUUCUCGAGUGGAAAGGCGCUUGCUUUUAUAAGAACCAGGCCUGGAUGGAGUUUCAUAAUAAGAGUGGGUCCCAAUUUGGAGGCGGAACUCUUCACAUCAAGACAAGCAAAGCUCAUAGUUGGACAUGUAUGGAUCUUUAUGUCUUUGCAACUCCAUAUCGGGUUACAUGGGAUUACUACUUUUUGGGGAGAGAGCAUACCCUUGAAAUUAAGGAAUGGGAAGGAAAACAAGAGUAUGAAUAUGUGAAGAACAAUGGACUGUCAAUUUUCCUUAUGCAAUCAGGGAUGAUAGGGACUCUUCGAGCUCUAUGGGAUGUAUUUCCCUUAUUCACAAAUACUGGAUGGGGCGAGAAUUCAAACCUAGCUUUCCUCAAGAAGCAUAUGGGAGCUUCAUUUGAAGAAAGGCCAAAACCGUGGUUUACAAAUAUCACUGUUGAUGAUAUCCACUCCGGGGAUUUCUUAGCUAUAUCAAAAAUUCGCGGGAGAUGGGGUGGCUUUGAGACCUUAGAAAAGUGGGUAACUGGUGCUUUUGCUGGGCAUACUGCUGUUUGCCUUAAGGAUUCAGAAGGAAAGCUUUGGGUUGGAGAGUCUGGACAUGAAAAUGAGGAGGGUGAAGACAUUAUUGCUGUGUUGCCAUGGGACGAGUGGUGGGAGUUUGAGCUGAAUAAAGAUGACUCAAAUCCUCAAAUUGCAUUGCUUCCUCUACAUCCAGAUAUUCGAGCUAAAUUCAAUUCAACUGCUGCUUGGGAGUAUGCCAGAAGCAUGUCAGGAAAGCCUUAUGGUUAUCAUAAUAUGAUUUUUAGUUGGAUAGAUACCAUAAGUGGAAACUAUCCGCCACCAUUGGACGCACAUUUGGUUGCUUCUGUUAUGACUAUGUGGAGCAAAAUGCAGCCAGCCUAUGCUGCUAACAUGUGGAAUGAAGCAUUGAACAAGCGUCUUGAUACCAAGGGCCUUGACCUUCCAGAAAUAAUAGUUGAAUCAGAACGACGUGGCAUUUCUUUUGAAAAGCUGCUGACAAUUCCUGAAAGGGAUGAUUGGAUUUAUACUGAUGGGAAAUCAACUUCUUGUGUUGCUUUUAUUCUUGAAAUGUACAAGCAUGCAGGGCUUUUUGAUCCGAUUGCUAACUCUAUACAAGUAACAGAAUUCACUAUAAAAGACGCCUAUACCCUCAAGUUCUUUGAAGACGACCCAGGCCAUUUGCCAGAAUGGUGCAACAAAGACGAUAAUGUGAAGCUCCCUUUCUGUCAGAUCAAGGGGAAGUAUCGAAUGGAAUUGCCUGAGUACAACUCUAUGAUACCCUACCCGCAUAUGAAUGAGCAUUGCCCUUCUCUGCCUCCGAAUUAUAUCAGAUCCCGUAAUUGCUGAAGUUCUUAUAAUUAUACCUGUAUUUUAGGGGCCUCUGCUUCCCCUAUUGGUUGCUGGAAACAUCAUGGAGAACGCAAAUAUUGUACAUAGAAAAAGAAAUUACUAAUCGCCAACUCGUAAAGAAUAUUGGUCUGUAAUGUAAGGACCUACUACGGUAAUGUAGGGGGUAUUGACCUGAAGGCUGUUGCUGAUAAUUGCACAAAAGACUCCUCAUGAAUUGCCCAAGAGACUUUUUAUGAAUUCUGAUUCAGCUCUCA
Messenger RNA from Asparagus officinalis (garden asparagus), 1947 nucleotides. RefSeq lists its product as uncharacterized. Bases 113 to 1690 code for a protein of 525 amino acids. Lineage: Eukaryota; Viridiplantae; Streptophyta; Magnoliopsida; Asparagales; Asparagaceae. The transcript is spliced from 7 exons. The record is from RefSeq and is a predicted model, not a curated record.